This is a messenger RNA of Rattus rattus (black rat), 804 nucleotides long. It is a transcript of the gene Tomm6, whose product is annotated as translocase of outer mitochondrial membrane 6. Gene Ontology annotation, cellular component: mitochondrial outer membrane translocase complex; mitochondrion. The coding region runs from base 312 to 536 and encodes 74 amino acids. Lineage: Eukaryota; Metazoa; Chordata; Mammalia; Rodentia; Muridae. The record is from RefSeq and is a predicted model, not a curated record. The transcript has 3 exons.
AUGAGCCUCCAGGGUGAGCUAUCUCCUAUCCCCAAAGACUGGGCUAGCCACACUGUCAGCACCUUGCUUAAACUAACGAAGUUGUAGCGCAGCACGGAAAACAGACCCCAGGCACUGGGAGGUGGGGCCGCGAGCUGGGGCUCCACCUCCGACCAAGCUUUCCAGCUCGAUGGACUCCUGGAGGCGGUCCGGGCCGGCCUUCUCGCUCACUUAUUACUCUGAUCGGCGGAAGUGCGGGGUCGGAAGUUGCGCGAUCGGCCUGCGCCGACUCGGUGCGACGCGCUGCCGGUACGGACGUGCUCGGUGCUGUUAUGGCUUCCAGCGGUGUGACGGUGAGCGCCGCCGGCUCGGCCGGUGAGAACUCCGAGGUUCCAGACAACGUGGGAGACUGGCUUCGCGGCGUCUACCGCUUCGCCACCGAUCGGAACGACUUCCGGAGGAACUUGAUCCUCAAUUUGGGACUCUUUGCUGCUGGAGUUUGGCUGGCCAGGAACUUGAGUGACAUUGAUUUGAUGGCACCUCAGCCAGGGGUGUAGGCAGAGAAUGGACCUCCUGUGUAUUCACACUUCCCAAAGACAGCCUACUGUCUGUGACCACCACAAGACACUACCCGAGUGGCAGCUAAAGUUGACUCCCUCUCCUUGCCUGACCCUCCCUCCCACCAGGCCCCAGCUUCAGCUGAAAUGUUGCCUCUGCAGUUUUGUGUGCAGUUCCCAACUUUCUGCACAGGGCGAUCUUUGUCCCUGUCCUGAGGAGUAGAAAUGGUUCUUGGAAAAGAUUUCAAAUAAAGUCUGCACAUCAAGA